This is a messenger RNA of Eimeria necatrix, 798 nucleotides long. Its product is annotated as SAG family member. Bases 1 to 798 code for a protein of 265 amino acids. The transcript is spliced from 5 exons. The record is from RefSeq and is a predicted model, not a curated record. NCBI's taxonomy places the organism in Eukaryota, Apicomplexa, Conoidasida, Eucoccidiorida, Eimeriidae.
AUGUAUCGGCCCGGUCUGUUGAAUUGCUACAUUGGCCUGCUCGCUGGAGCAGCCACAGGCAACUUCUCAGCUGCAGCCAUCACUCGCUCCGCCAGCACUAAUCCCCAUUAUGCCAUUUUGGAAACAGAAACCGCUUUCCUUCAAGCAGCUGCAACGACUGUAGAGGCCAUGGACGCAACUACAGCUUGCCUGCCCACCAUGAACAUGCUGAGGGUGCUUAACCUUCGUGACCAGAUGUUAGAGGCCCUCGAACCAGAGACUGAAGGAGUGGGCGAAGAAGAAGACGGAGAACCUGAGAUAAAAUCAAAGACUGCGCUUGAAAUUGCGAAAGCGCUUGCAGGAACCGAUGCGGAUACCUGUGACGCAGGAGCAAAGGCGAAUGCACAAGAGUAUACUGGGCUUGUGAUUCCAUUUGAACACUCCACAGCCUUUGACUGUGGAUCGCUGAUCCAGGGCCACUUUGCCGCAGGACUGAGCCAUAUACAAGAAUCGAACUUUGACCCGGCGACUGGCAAAUAUGACAUUCAGAAGGCCCCAUUUAAUAAUUUAUCGGCCAGCAAUGUUGCCAACAUCAUGUGGAGCAAAAGCAAAACGGCAUCUUGUGCUGUCACGAACAAUUGCCGGGCCGGCCACAACGUCCUGUUUUGUCGUUUUGUAGAGCCAAUCACAGCGCAAGACAACCCGUUCACGACUGAACUGUAUGAGGCCCUCCUACAGCGGCAGGCCGGUUCAUCGUCCGAUGCACUUACCAGCGUUGCCACAACACUUUUCUGCGUUGCCUGGAUCUUGUUGAAUUAA